This is a messenger RNA of Verticillium dahliae VdLs.17, 3624 nucleotides long. Its product is annotated as myosin-5. Lineage: Eukaryota; Fungi; Ascomycota; Sordariomycetes; Glomerellales; Plectosphaerellaceae. The record is from RefSeq and is a predicted model, not a curated record. Gene Ontology annotation, biological process: vesicle transport along actin filament; endocytosis; actin filament organization. Bases 1 to 3624 code for a protein of 1207 amino acids. The transcript has 3 exons. Gene Ontology annotation, cellular component: actin cytoskeleton; plasma membrane; cell tip. Gene Ontology annotation, molecular function: microfilament motor activity; ATP binding; actin filament binding.
AUGGGUUUCGCGAGACGACCAAAAGAUAGAAAAGCCCAGGCGGGCGCAUCGGGCCAGGGCGGCGCAGCGGCGAGACCCAAGAAGGCCACCUACGAAGUCACCAAGAAGAAGGAAAUUGGCGUGUCCGACCUUACGUUGCUCAGUAAGGUGUCCAACGAGGCGAUCAACGACAACUUGAAGAAGCGAUUCGAAGGUCGCGAGAUCUACACAUACAUUGGCCAUGUGCUGGUGUCUGUCAACCCCUUUCGCGAUCUCGGCAUAUACACCGAGGAGGUUCUCGACAGCUACCGGGGCAAAAACCGUCUCGAGGUGCCGCCGCACGUCUUUGCCAUUGCCGAGUCGGCUUACUACAACAUGAAGGCCUACCAGGAAAACCAGUGCGUCAUCAUCUCCGGCGAGUCGGGCGCAGGCAAGACCGAGGCGGCGAAGCGCAUCAUGCAGUACAUUGCCAGCGUAUCGGGGGGCGAGUCUGGAGACAUCAAGCAGAUCAAGGACAUGGUGCUGGCCACGAACCCUUUGCUCGAAUCCUUUGGCAAUGCCAAGACGUUGCGAAACAACAACUCCUCCCGCUUCGGCAAAUACCUCCAGCUGCACUUCAACGCCCAAGGCGAGCCAGUGGGAGCCGAUAUCACGAAUUACCUCCUCGAGAAGACGCGAGUCACUGGCCAGAUUACCAACGAGCGCAACUUCCACAUCUUCUACCAGUUCACCAAGGGUGCUUCGCAGACCUACCGACAGCAGUUCGGCAUCCAAACGCCCGAGACGUACGCUUACACGAGCCGAUCGAAAUGUUUUGACGUGGACGGAAUCGACGAUCUUGCCGAGUACCAGGACACACUGAACGCCAUGAAGAUUAUUGGUCUCAACCAGGCGGAACAGGACGAGAUCUUCCGUAUGCUUGCGGCUAUACUGUGGACGGGUAACAUCCAGUUCCAGGAGGACCAGGAGGGAUAUGCCGCCAUCACGGAUCAGUCUGUCGUGGAUUUCCUGGCUUACCUGCUCGAGGUGACACCCGAGCAGCUUGUCAAGUCCAUCACGAUUCGAAUCCUCACCCCACGCAACGGCGAGGUCAUUGAAUCCCCAGCCAACCCCGCUCAGGCCAUUGCCACGCGCGAUGCCCUUGCGAAAGCUAUCUACAACAACCUCUUUGACUGGAUCGUCAACCGCGUCAACCAAUCUCUCAAGGCCAAGCAGGCUUCCAAGAACGCCAUUGGCAUUCUUGAUAUUUACGGUUUCGAAAUCUUCGAAAAGAACACUUUCGAGCAACUGUGCAUUAACUACGUCAACGAGAAGCUGCAGCAAAUCUUCAUUCAAUUGACGCUGAAGACGGAGCAAGAAGAAUAUGCGAGGGAGCAGAUCCAGUGGACACCCAUCAAGUAUUUCGACAACAAGAUUGUCUGCGACCUCAUUGAAUCUACAAGGCCACCUGGUGUCUUCUCGGCCAUGAAGGACGCCACCAAGACUGCCCACGCUGACCCGGCCGCUUGCGACCGCACAUUCAUGCAGAGCGUCAACAGCAUGUCUAACCCUCACCUGACACCCAGGCAGGGCAGCUUCAUCAUCAAGCACUACGCAGGUGACGUGAGCUACACGGUCGAUGGCAUCACGGACAAGAACAAGGAUCUGCUUCUCAAGGGUCUUCUCAACUUGUUCCAAACGAGCGGCAACCAGUUCGUACACGCGCUCUUCCCUAACCAGGUCGACCAGGACAACCGGAAGCAGCCCCCGUCCGCCGGCGACCGUAUCCGUAGCUCAGCCAACGCUCUGGUGGAAACACUGAUGAAGUGUCAGCCAUCUUACAUUCGCACGAUCAAGCCGAACGAGAACAAGUCGCCGACUGAAUACAACGUCCCGAACGUCCUGCAUCAGGUCAAGUACCUCGGUCUGCAAGAGAACGUCCGCAUCCGUCGUGCGGGUUUCGCGUACCGUCAGUCAUUCGAGAAGUUUGUCGACCGCUUCUUUCUCUUGUCGCCUGCAACCUCGUAUGCCGGCGAGUACACCUGGACGGGGUCAUACGAGGCCGCGGUCAAGCAGAUCUUCAAGGACACGAGCAUUCCGAAGGAAGAAUGGCAGAUGGGUGUGACCAAGGCGUUUAUCAAGUCGCCUGAGACCCUGUUCGCUCUCGAGCACAUGCGCGAUCGUUACUGGCACAACAUGGCCACACGAAUCCAGCGCAUGUGGCGCGCUUACCUUGCUUAUCGUGCCGAGUCUGCAACUCGCAUCCAACGUUUCUGGCGUAAGAAGAGAACUGGCGCCGAGUACCUGCACCUUCGGGAUCACGGCCACCAGGUCCUGGGAGGCCGCAAGGAGAGGCGCCGCAUGAGUCUUUUGGGCUCAAGGCGCUUCCUCGGGGACUACAUGGGCCUCAACGCCUCGACUGGCCCUGGUGCGCAGAUCCGCAACGCUGUCGGUUUGGGAGGCAACGAGAAGGCUGUUUUCUCGUGCCGUGGUGAGAUACUCGAGGCCAAGUUUGGUCGCUCCAGCAAGCCCAGCCCCCGCACCAUUGUCGUGACGAACAGCAAGUUCUACAUCAUCGCACAGAUGCUUGUCAACGGGCAGCCCCAAAUCACGGUCGAGCGUGCGGUGCCGCUUGGUGCCAUCAAGGGUGUCAGCGCUUCGAACGCCCAGGACGACUGGUUCUCGCUACUGAUCGGAUCUCCCCAAGAGGCUGAUCCUCUUCUGAACUGCGUUCUCAAGACUGAGCUUUUCACUCAGAUGCAGCGCGUCAUGCCCGGAGGGUUCAAUCUUCAGAUUGCCGAGGCAAUCCAGUACGCCAAGAAGCCAGGCAAGAUGCAGCAGGUCAAGGUGCUCAAGGACUCACAACAGUCUGUGGACUUUUACAAGAGCGGUGCUAUUCACACCCGUGCUGGAGAGUCCCCGCAGUCGAGGUCGCGACCUACGCCAAAGGGCAAGCCGGUGCCGCCUAGGCCGAUCACUCGCGGCAAGCUCAUCAGGCCUGGUGGUCCCAAUGGCCGACCUGCCAGAAACCAGCCCACCACUGCACGCAAGCCUCAGCCUCGGCCAGUUCCCACUCCGGCCGCUGUUGUUGUCCCCGCCGCCGCCUCCACAGCCAGGCCCGUACCCUCUUUCGCGCAGCCGGCUGCUCAGCAAACGCAGGCGGCUGUUCAUGCCCCACUCCCGUCCCAUACCAGGAACACCUCGGCGACGUCUUCCCGGGGACCUCCUCCGCCCCCGCCUGCUCCUCCCGCCAAGGCCAAGGUCAUUGCUAAGGUGCUGUACGACUUUGACGGGCAGAAGGAGAAUGAGCUGUCCAUCAAGGCGGGCGAUAUCAUCGAAAUUGUGCAGAAGGAGAACAAUGGAUGGUGGCUCGGCAAGAGUGGCGGCCAGCAGGCCUGGGUGCCCGCCGCGUACGUCGAGGAGAUGGCGCAAGAGCCGGCUCCGAGGGCACCUCCCCCGCCCCCUGCCAAGCGCCCGGCUGCGGGUCGCAAGCCUGCCGCCCUCUCCGCGCAGCAGCCUCGGGAUUCGGUCAUCAGCAACGGCGCCAGUGGGUCUGACAACAGCCGCAGCAACACGCCGACGCCGAGUCUUGGCAACAGCUUGGCCGACGCGCUGCUGGCGCGCAAGAACGCCAUGCAGAAGAAGCAGGAGGAUGACGAUUGGUGA